GCAACUAUCGUUUUGCUAUCGGCGCUGAGCAACCCUGGUACACGUAUCGAAAGGUCUUCCAAUCAGAGUAACCCUGUUGUCACAGCUGCGAUUUUAGCUGAAAAAUUCUUUGGACUAAAAACGAUGGCCUCCAUUAACAAAUUGGCAAUUGUGAGCCGUGCACUAGCCACCGCCGCUGCUUCGACGAAGUCGGUGAAGCCUCCAUUGCAGUUGUUCGGUCUGGAGGCUCGCUAUGCCACCGCCUUGUACUCGGCUGCGACCAAAUUGAACACGCUGGACCAGGUGGAGAAGGAUCUGAUCGCUUUGCAGACGUCUCUCAAGACCGAUAAAAAGCUGCGCGAGAAUGUGACCAGCCCGAUCAUUAACAGGAAGGUCAUGGCCAUUGCCCUGAGGGAGGCAUCCGGCAAGCUUAACUUUGCCCCAGCUACGGCCAACAUUUUGGGUCUGCUGGCCGACAACGGUCGCUUGAAGAAGCUCGAUAACGUCAUCACCGCCUUCAGGACCAUCAUGGCUGCCCACCGUGGUGAGGUUGUCUGCGAAGUGGUUUCUGCCAAGCCUCUGGACUCAUCCCAGAGCAAGCAGUUGGAGGGCGCACUCAAGUCUUUCUUGAAGGACAACCAGUCGCUGAAGAUCACCUCUCGUGUGGAUCCUAGCAUCAUUGGUGGUUUGAUCGUUUCCAUCGGCGACAAGUACGUCGACAUGAGCAUUGCCACCAAAGUGAAGCUCUACACAGAUGUCAUGCAGACUCCUGCCUAGGCCUGUAAGGAUUAGCUCUUGAUUAAAUGCCAACAACCGAAGCGUUUGGAAUUCAUGCGGAAUUUGCGAAUAAACCACUCUUCACCCCCCAAA
Drosophila pseudoobscura is the source of this 849-nucleotide messenger RNA. It is a transcript of the gene ATPsynO, whose product is annotated as ATP synthase subunit O, mitochondrial. The transcript is spliced from 3 exons. Gene Ontology annotation, biological process: proton motive force-driven mitochondrial ATP synthesis. Lineage: Eukaryota; Metazoa; Arthropoda; Insecta; Diptera; Drosophilidae. Bases 124 to 756 code for a protein of 210 amino acids. The record is from RefSeq and is a predicted model, not a curated record. Gene Ontology annotation, molecular function: proton-transporting ATP synthase activity, rotational mechanism.